AAAUCCAAAAAUCACACUGAAAAUCUUGAAAGAAAGCAAAGCAUGGCACAGGCAACAGUUACACCGCAAGAUCAACAGGCAGAAUAUUUUUCCUUGUUGAGUGGUCACACCAUACCAGCGGUUGGGUUUGGCACUUGGAAAUCUGGUUCAAAAGCUGGCGAAUCUGUGUUCACUGCCAUUGUUGAGGCUGGUUAUAGGCACAUAGACACGGCUGCGGCGUAUGGAGUUCAAAAAGAGGUUGGGCAGGGACUCAAGGCUGCCAUGUCGGCAGGAGUUGAGAGGAAGGAACUCUUUGUUACUUCUAAGCUAUGGCACAGGUUAGUUAAAAAUCGAGUCCACGAGGAGUAUGAUAACCAAAAGCUCAUUUUUGUGUUAUGUGAUGGUGAAUUCAGGUGCUCUGAUUUGUCCCCAGAUAUGGUUCGUCCAGCACUGAAAAAUACCCUUCAAGAGCUCCAACUUGAUUACCUAGACCUUUACUUGAUUCACUGGCCUUUCCACCUUAAAGAUGGUGCCAGCAAACCCCCCAAGCCUGGUGAUAUAUUGGACUUCGACAUGGAAGGGGUUUGGAGAGAAAUGGAGAAGCUUGUCAAGGAAAAUCUCGUUAAAGACAUUGGGGUUUGCAAUUUUAGUCUUAAGAAGCUCAAUAAGCUACUGGGCAUUGCCCAAACUAAUACUAUGCCCUCUGUGUGUCAGAUGGAAAUGCAUCCUGGGUGGAGAAAUGAUAAAAUGCUAGGGGCUUGCAAGAAGAAUGGCAUUCAUGUCACUGCUUACACACCACUGGGCUCAUCAGAAGGAGGUAGAGAUCUGAUCCAUGAUCAGACUGUAGAAACGAUAGCAAGGAAGCUUAACAAGAGCCCGGGUCAGGUGCUAGUGAGAUGGGCCAUCCAGAGAGGAACAAGUGCGAUUCCCAGAUCAAGCAAUCCAGAGAGGAUCAAAGAGAACAUCAAGGUCUUUGGGUGGAAAAUCCCAGAGCAAGACUUCCAAGCCCUUUGCAGUAUCUCAGAUCAAAGACGAGUCCUGGAUGGUGAAGAUUUGUUUGUGAACAAGGAAUCAGGGCCAUUCAGAAGCGCAGAUGAUAUAUGGGAUCAUGAGGAUCAGUGACUAGCUUAUGAGGUAGCCCCUAGAAUGGACCUCAACUUUUGGGGAAUGAGCUUGAGCUCAGCUCAAUGACUUUCUUGUACUGUUCCAACAAAAUAAAUAAAGUUUUUUAAUUUUCAAAUUUACAAGGCAAUUGCUUAUAUGAAAAUUAUG
Molecule: messenger RNA, 1251 nt
Organism: Quercus robur (English oak)
Lineage: Eukaryota; Viridiplantae; Streptophyta; Magnoliopsida; Fagales; Fagaceae
Product: aldose reductase
Exons: 8
Coding region: 43-1101 (352 amino acids)
Cellular component (GO): cytosol
Molecular function (GO): aldose reductase (NADPH) activity
Source: RefSeq, a predicted model, not a curated record